Messenger RNA from Punica granatum (pomegranate), 2103 nucleotides. Lineage: Eukaryota; Viridiplantae; Streptophyta; Magnoliopsida; Myrtales; Lythraceae. The record is from RefSeq and is a predicted model, not a curated record.
CUGUCAAAGAACUCACUCUUAGCUGCGGACCCCUUUUGUCCCAACCCGACAAAUCUGACACAGACCCUUUUACGGUAGAUAAGGGUGCUGAGCUCGCUUGUGGUCGGCUAUGGCGGAUUCUUGAUCUUAGUUCAGCUCUUGCUCGUGACUUGGGAGAAGGCUCUGGCUUCUCUGCUUCAGAUUUGGCGGCCCGUAUAAGUUCAACUGCUGUUCUGACAAUUUAUUCCCUGAUAUGGGAUUCUUCCACCUCUCCCUGUUCGUCAUUCUUGGGACAUUCCCGGCAGCAUUACUGGCUCAAGGAGUCAUGUAUUCUUCAAUUGCAGUCAACGUCACGGAAACAAUCGCUGAAACUGAUGAAAACUUCGUGUGCGCAACUAUCGAUUGGUGGCCUCAUGAUAAGUGUAACUACAACCGCUGCCCAUGGGGAUACUCAUCUGCAAUAAAUUUGAACCUGUCCAACCCUUUCCUUGGAAGAGCAAUACAAGCUUUUAAGAAUUUGAGGAUAAGAAUUGGAGGAUCUCUGCAAGACCAAGUCGUGUACGAUGUGGGGAAGUUGAAGGUCCCCUGCCACCCUUUCCAAAAGAUCAAUAAUGGAUUGUUCGGGUACUCGAAGGGAUGUUUGCACAUGAAGCGGUGGGACGAGCUUAACUGCUUGUUCAGAAACAAUAGGGUAGUCGUGACUUUUGGCUUGAAUGCGCUCUUCGGGAGGCAUCGGAUCAGGCAGGAUGCAUGGGGAGGAGAUUGGGACUCUAGUAACGCUCGCGACUUCAUAAGAUACACGAUUUCGAAGGGCUACCCUGUAGAUUCAUGGGAAUUCGGUAAUGAGCUCAGUGGAAGUGGGAUCGGGGCAAGUGUUGCAGCUGAGCAAUACGGAAAGGACUUGAUCGCCCUUAGAAAAGUUAUCGACGAGCUCUAUGAGAACUCUCAUGUGAAACCUUUGCUCAUAGCCCCAGGAGGAUUCUUUGACGAGGGAUGGUACACAAAGCUUUUACAGGUUUCCGGACCAGGUGUGAUCAAUGUCAUGACCCAUCACAUAUACAACCUCGGUGCAGGUAUUGAUCCCAAUCUUGUGAGUAAGAUACUGAGUCCGCUCUACUUGAGUGAGAUAUCGAAAACCUUCAGCGACCUCCAAGAAACUAUACGAAAGCAUGGUCCAUGGUCUUCUGCCUGGGUCGGAGAGUCUGGUGGGGCCUAUAAUAGCGGCGGUCGUCAUGUGUCCAACACAUUCGUCAACAGUUUCUGGUACUUAGAUCAGCUCGGUAUGGCAUCGAAGCACAACACGAAAGUGUAUUGUCGGCAGAGCCUGAUCGGUGGGAACUACGGCCUUUUGAACUGGUCCACUUCCCUACCAAACCCAGAUUACUACAGCGCUCUUCUAUGGCAUCGGCUGAUGGGGAAAGGCGUGCUUACUGUUGAGAGUAACGCUCCAUCACAUUUACGGUCUUACGCCCAUUGUUCCAAAGGAAGAGCAGGCGUAACCCUGCUGCUAAUCAACUUGAACAAUGAGACUAACUUCAUAACCCGGGUCCACAACAAUAACGUGAAGAGCUUGGUUGUAGAGAAACAGCCAAGUACCGAAGAAGGAACCAUUCUCAUCCGGGGACUGAAGAAGACGGUCUCGUUCGUCGGGACCAGAUCAUCAAAGGCAGCUCCGCUGUUCAGAGAAGAGUACCACCUGACCCCAAAGGACGGGUACCUUCGGAGCCAAGUAAUGCUUCUGAAUGGGACUCCAUUGGAAGUAACAGAAGAUGGAGAGAUCCCAACCUUAAAGCCUGCCUUUGCUCAUGUGAACUCUCUUGUCUCUGUUGCCCCUCUGUCCAUGGCAUUUAUUGUUCUCCCCAGUAUGUAUGCUCCUGCUUGUGCAUGAUCGACUUUUAUUGCAACUGUAAUUGUAAUUGUGAUUGUAAUAUAAUUUAUUGAAUAUUAAAUAAAGAGGUAUCGGUAGUCUCAAUGUUGAUCCGAAACCUCUUGAUUUCAUAAGAUGAUGUGUAUAACUAUGCCAUACCAUUUCUCUUAUUUAUUAUAUGUUUUAGACAUUUUGUAAUGUUGUACUGAACCUCAGACAUAUUUACAAAUAUAUAUGAAGAAGCGCAGAUAUACGCA